This is a messenger RNA of Clunio marinus, 450 nucleotides long. The record is from the annotation of a GenBank genome assembly. NCBI's taxonomy places the organism in Eukaryota, Metazoa, Arthropoda, Insecta, Diptera, Chironomidae.
AUGUCUGAUAUGUGUGGGUGGAUGUAUCAUCAUCAUUUUUAUAUUGUUAACAUGGUUGAAGAUGAUUUUGUUUCUUGGUCAGUGCUUUUAUGUUUUCAUAAAUUUCGAAACUCCGUCGUCAAAGUUUUUAGUCCUCAAUUUGAAAGAUUAUCGUUGUUUAUUUGUGGAUGGCAUAGCAAAGUGAAUGGAACGAAGUUCGACAUUGCUUCAAAUUCUCUCAUCAAUGUGCUCAGUCAUCAGUCAAGAGCGAAGGGAAACAUUUGUAAAUUGCAUUUGAAAAUCAUCACAGGUUUCUCAGUUCCCAGAGUAAGUGAGUUGAACAAUAAAUCUCUUUCCUAUCUUGUUGAAAACAUGGAAACAGAAAAUAAAGAAGAAAUUUCUUGCAUUGUUAAAGCACACAGCACACAGGGGAGCAUAAAACUUCAACUUCAUCAUCAUUCAACAAAUUAG